AUGGCGUUAAAGCGGCCUGGAGAUACUCGAUGGAGUUCGCAUUAUGGUACUCUUAUCAACUUGAUGCAAUUGUUUUCUUCGAUUAAUGAUGUUCUUGUAUAUGUGGGGGAGAAUGUUCAUGAGUAUCCACAUAGGGCUGAAGCUAAUGAUGUGUCAGCAAUAAUUAAUCUCUUUGAGUUUGUCUUUCAAAAAGCACGUUUGCAAAUGUUGAGGGAAGAAGGUUGGGAGGGUUUGCUUAAUGAAGUUUCUGAGUUCUGUAACAAAUAUGAGAUAAAUGUCCUUGACAUGGAAGAUGAGUUUGUGCCUCGAGGAAAAGUAAACCGUAGAGCUGAAAAAAGGAAGAAUCUCCACUAUUAUCGAGUUGAGAUAUUUUAUUCUGUGAUUGACAUGCAAGCUCAAGAGUUAAACCAUCGUUUUGGUGAAAUUAACACAGACUUACUUUCAUGUAUGGCAUGUUUUGAUCCUAGAGAUUCAUUUUCUGCGUUUGAUUUGGAGAAGCUGCUUCGUCUUGCUAGUUAUUAUCCAUCAGAAUUUUUUGGAGUUGCUUUGAAAGAGCUUGAAAAUCAACUUGAAAGCUUUAUUUUUGAUGUGCGGAUAGACGAAAAUUUUUCACAAGUAUUUGGGAUUGGUGGUCUUGCUGAGAAGAUGGUUUCUACAAGAAAGUAUAAAAAUAUUCCAUUAGUUUAUUUGUUAGUCAAGUUGUCAUUGAUCUUGUCGGUUGCUACUGCCUCAGUGGAAAGAGCUUUUUCAGUAAUGAAGAUCAUCAAGAGUACUCUACGUAAUAGUAUGGGAGAUCAACUGUUACAUCAUUGCUUAGUUCCUUACAUUGAAAAGGAUGUCUUUGUUCAUGUUAGUAAUGAAACUAUUAUGCAGCGAUUUCAGAAGAUGAAAAAUAGAAGAGAAAUGUUAUGA
Salvia hispanica is the source of this 912-nucleotide messenger RNA. Lineage: Eukaryota; Viridiplantae; Streptophyta; Magnoliopsida; Lamiales; Lamiaceae. The record is from RefSeq and is a predicted model, not a curated record.